AGUCACAAAAUUUUCGCUCAUUGUUAAGAUCGCAGAAAAAUAAAAUCACUUUUCAUCUGGAAUUCAAGCUAUUCAGUCGUGAAAUUAAAGUGCUCCGAGUACAUAAGUUUAUAACAUAUAAAUUAAAGUUAAAUAUUGAAAGAAAUUUGUAAGAAUAAAAACAAAUAAGUGAAAUUAUCAAUUCAGUGUGGCAAAUUAUUGAACUUUAAAUAUUUUAGUCAGAAUGGCCACAAAGAAGCUGAACACAAUUGCUUUCGAUGAUGAUGAUGUGGAAAUGGAUUCAAAUGAAGAAAGUGACGUGUCAGAUUUUGACGAUGAUUUAGAUCCAGACAACAUUGAAGUGCCAGGCGGUGGCAAAGAUCUCGAAACGGCAGCAGCCUUCGCUGAAAAGAAGAAUAAAGCAACAACAAGUGGAAUAAUUCCAGUUAAAGUGACUGCACCUCUAGUGACCUCAACGACGACAUCAAUAACAAGACCAACGAUCAUUCUUAAAAAUGCCAGCAAUCUUACACCGAUUGAUGGAAAGCAAAUUCGAUUUUUCCCUCCAAAAGUUAAUACAGCAAAUAAUCGAGUUCCACCUGGAGCUGGAAAUGCUUCAACUGGGCCAGCUCCACUCUAUGGAAUUGGAGCUGGUAGUGGAACAUUCUUUCCCGGUAGUUUAGCGUCAAUGAUACAGCAAAUGGAAAGAGCUGGCGGAAUCAACAAUUUCUCGCCAAUGAUUGGAAACAAUGCUAGUCAAUUGGUUAAGAAUCUUCAACAAUUAAUAGCAGCAAAUCCUGCUUACCUAACAAGUGGCAUACCGACACAUUUAAUACAACAAAUGUGGAAGAAAGAACCGGAACCGACAAAUGUGAUGCCAAAGUUAAAUCAAAUUGAGGAAGAAGAAGGAGAAGAUGAAGAGAUGGGAGUCGCUGAAACUUAUGCUGAUUAUUGGCCAGCAAAACUGAAAAUAGGAAAGAAACAUCCAGACCCAGUUGUUGAAACAGCAUCACUGUCAUCAGUUGAACCAUCAAAUAUCCACUACAAACUAAGCAUUCCAUCUGACUGUAUUGAACAAGGCAUGUUAAGUGCAUUGCAACUUGAAGCAAUCACUUAUACGUGUCAAGCUCAUGAAUGCAUGUUGGAAGAUGGUUCUCGUGCUGGUUUCUUAGUUGGUGAUGGUGCUGGUGUUGGCAAAGGUCGAACAAUUGCUGGAAUCAUUUACGAAAAUUAUUUGAAAGGACGAAAGAGAGCGUUAUGGAUCUCAGUGAGUAAUGACUUGAAAUAUGACGCACAACGUGAUUUACGUGACAUUGGAGCUGGCAAGAUUCAAGUUCAUGCUCUAAACAAGUUCAAAUAUGCAAAAAUUAAUUCGACAACAAAUGGAAACAUCAAAAAAGGAAUCGUAUUUAGCACAUAUUCAGCGAUGAUUGGAGAGUCAAAUAAUCGUGAUGCUGGCAAAUACAAAUCGCGUCUAAAGCAAUUGCUUCAAUGGUGCGGAGAAGACUUUGACGGUGUUAUUGUGUUCGAUGAAUGUCAUAAAGCAAAAAAUUUGUGUCCGACUGGUAGCAGCAAACCAACAAAAACGGGUUUAACAGCUCUUGAACUUCAAAAUAAGUUACCGAAAGCUCGCGUUGUUUAUGCAUCAGCAACUGGAGCUUCGGAACCUCGCAAUAUGGCUUACAUGGUUCGCUUAGGAAUUUGGGGAAAAGGGACGCCGUUUCCAACAUUCCUUGACUUUAUCACAGCUGUUGAAAAGCGCGGUGUUGGUGCAAUGGAAUUGGUAGCUAUGGAUAUGAAACUUCGUGGUGGUUACAUCGCCAGACAGCUCAGCUUCCAAGGUGUCGCAUUUAAAAUUGAUGAAGUUCAAUUGUCAAAGGAUUUCAAACAAAUGUAUGAUGAUUCAGUGGAGCUUUGGGUUGAAGCAAUGCACAAAUUCACAGAAGCUGCUGAAUUAAUUUCAGCCGAGUCACGAAUGAAGAAGACAAUGUGGGGACAAUUCUGGUCAGCACAUCAAAGAUUUUUUAAAUAUCUUUGUAUUGCAUCAAAAGUUCAGCAUGCUGUGACAGUUGCACGUGAAGCUAUAAAAUACGGAAAAUGUGUUGUCAUUGGCUUACAAUCAACUGGUGAAGCUCGAACAUUGGAACAAUUGGAACGUGACGAUGGAGAAUUAACAGACUUUGUGUCAACAGCUAAAGGCGUCAUUCAAUCUUUAGUUGAAAAACAUUUUCCAGCACCUGAUCGUAAUCGAAUCAAUCGAUUACUAGGAUGGGAUAAUAAUUCUGGAAAAACAAUGCUCGAAAGAAUUCUUGAAGAAAGUGAUGGAAAAAAGACAACAACAAGUGGUCAAAAACGUAAAACAUUUGAUUUAAGUAACUUGCCUCAAAAACGAGUCAAACGAUCUCAACUUGAGAUGUCAGAUGAUGAUGCUGAUGAUUUUAAAAAUGGUUCAGACUUUGCAGCCAGUGGCAAUGAAAGUAGCAGUGAUGAUGAUGACGACGACGAUGAUGAUGUAAUGUCAGAUGCAUCAGAAGAAAACUCCGAUUACAAUCCGUUUGGGAACUCUUCUGACUCAGAAUCUGAUCCAUGGGUUAGUAAACAAAAGUCAAAGAAAUUUAAAAAAGAGAAAAAAGAAAAGAAAACAAAAAAGAAGAAGGACAAAGAAACAAAUGGAAAUAAUUCAUCAACAGCUGAUAUUGUCGCUCAAGCAUUGAUGAAAUCGAAGAAAAGUCAACCAAAUGAGAUAAUAAAUAUAAGUAAACCAACACAAGAUCCAACAACUGGAAUUGUUAAAAUAUCUGUGCUUGGCAUGUCAGCAGAUAUCGCACCAAUUCAUAUUAAAACAGCUGAUCAAUCACCGCCAAAAGACAACAUUGAAAGAGCUUGCGAAAUGAAGGAAGAAUUAUUGAGAAAGAUUGAAAAGCUUGGAGAUAAAUUGCCACCGAAUACUUUGGAUCAAUUGAUUGAUGAACUUGGUGGACCUGAGAAUGUCGCUGAAAUGACGGGGCGUAAAGGACGCGUCGUUCAAAACGAAGACGGUUCCAUUCAGUAUGAGUCACGAUCCGAGCAAGACGUUCCUUUGGAGACAUUAAAUUUAACUGAGAAACAACGAUUCAUGGAUGGAGAGAAAGAUGUUGCCAUCAUUUCCGAAGCAGCAUCGUCAGGUAUUUCAUUACAAAGUGACCGACGUGUUCGAAAUCAAAGACGUCGUGUUCACAUCACUUUGGAAUUGCCUUGGUCAGCUGAUCGUGCAAUUCAACAGUUCGGACGAACACAUCGUUCUAAUCAAGUCAGCGCACCUGAAUAUAUUUUCCUAAUUUCUGAUCUCGCUGGUGAAAGACGAUUCGCUUCAACAGUUGCAAAACGUUUGGAGAGUUUGGGUGCAUUAACACAUGGAGAUCGUCGUGCGACAGAGUCACGCGACUUAUCACAAUUCAACAUUGACAACAAAUACGGUCGUAGUGCAUUAGAGGCUGUGAUGAAGACAUUAAUGGGCUAUGAGAAGGCGAUGGUGCCACCGCCAGUCGACUACAAAGGCGACUUCUUCAGGGAUAUUGCUGGUGCACUCGUUGGUGUUGGCUUGAUUGUGAACAGCGAAACAAGUCCCGGUGUUCUCAGCUUGGAUAAAGAUUACAACAGCAUCAGUAAAUUUUUGAAUAGAAUUCUUGGAAUGCCAGUUGAAUUACAAAAUCGUUUAUUCAAAUAUUUCACUGAUACACUGGCAGCAAUUAUUGGAAAAGAGAAAAGAAUGGGACGAUUUGAUUUGGGAAUUCUUGAUCUCGGUGCUGGCGGUCAGAAUGUUAAAAGAAUUCGUCAUAUAAUUUUCUUGAGAAAGCAUUCAACUGGAAUUGCGCCAAUUGAAUUGCAAACAGUUCAUGUCGAACGUGGGAUGAUUUGGCAAGAAGCGAUGGAGAAAUGGGCAGAUUUAGAUGGUGAAAAAGAAGGAUUUUAUUUGUCACAUCAAGUUAGAAAUGGAAGUUACACAGCAAUUCUUGCAAUUGCUGUUGAGAAUCGACAAAACAAUGUCUUACUAGGAACAGCAACAAAGAAAGUUAAAGCAGAAAAAAAGAAAGACCAAAUGUUUCAAAUUUAUCGACCAAAUACCGGACUACAAGUUCGUCUCGAAUCAUUAGCUGAUCUCGAGAAGAAAUAUAAGAAAGUUGACAGUAGUGAAGCAGAUAAGCAUUGGAUCAAGCAAUAUGACGCUUCUGUGAAUACUUGUUCGCAUACAUUUUGGAGUGGAACGUGUCGUCAUGUCACAAUGGGAUAUGAAUGCGAGGUUGGAUUACGUCGCCGAACGUACUCGAUUUUAUCUGGCUCCGUCUUGUCAGUUUGGGGUCGUGUUGAAAAUAUUCUCUCACGAUAUGGAAGCUCUGGGCAUAAUAAGAUGCAAGUGAUUCGUCUGAAGACGCAAGAAGGGAAGAAGAUUGUGGGCACAGUCAUACCAAAGAAUUGCGUUGAACUUAUUCGACAAGACUUAAGCUCAGAUGCGGAGAAGGUUGAAGAAGUGAAAGUAGAGUAAGAUGGACAAGUUGAGUUAGGUUUCCUAAUUUUCCUUUUUUUUAAUUCCUUUUUGUCAUGUUUUAUGAAAAUUCCUUUGUAUCAACUUCUGAUAAAAAUAUGAAGGAGAAAGUUCAGUUACUAAUUAAUUAAUGAGACUUGUCACUUGUACUGAAUAUUCAUUUCUAAGGAAAAUGUACAUUAAAUUAAAAUGUUUCAUUGUCAGUCGUCACUACAUAAGUUUCUUGGUAGCUUAUAAGGGCUGAAAGUUUCUUGAGAUAUCAAAUUCAUCUCACAGUUCGAAAUAAAUUUAAUCUUCACAGUUCAUACAUUUUCCAUAAACAUUCAUGUAACAAUCCAAAAA
Molecule: messenger RNA, 4843 nt
Organism: Clunio marinus
Lineage: Eukaryota; Metazoa; Arthropoda; Insecta; Diptera; Chironomidae
Source: the annotation of a GenBank genome assembly